Molecule: messenger RNA, 8167 nt
Organism: Protopterus annectens (West African lungfish)
Lineage: Eukaryota; Metazoa; Chordata; Ceratodontiformes; Protopteridae
Product: beta-1,4-galactosyltransferase 3-like
Exons: 8
Coding region: 1891-3678 (595 amino acids)
Biological process (GO): carbohydrate metabolic process; galactosylceramide biosynthetic process
Molecular function (GO): glycosyltransferase activity
Source: RefSeq, a predicted model, not a curated record
AAAAACGUGUUAAUCUUCCCUUAUUUAAAAUAAACAUUGCACACAUAUGUUAAUACAUAUUUUUCUAACAGUUAGCUUCUCCUCACAACUUUAAAAGUGCCCCUAGGUGGGGGGUCUACAGGUACUGCUAAAAUUGUGUGAACCAGAAAAUGCCCCACUUGUUACAAUUUGAAGAAACAAGAAUGGAUGAAUUGAUAAUGAGGUUUCCGACACUCAGACAGACCUUCCUUGUCACUUAAGCUUCUCAAGCAACUAACGGCCCUCUCAUCCCCUAGGUUAAUCUACAACUGCUGUAGCCAUCCACCCCACAACCUGUUUGCCCUUGCACAAGCAAGCCCAACAGCUAUGAUAUUUCCCAUCAAAAUUACCCAUGUUCUGCAAGACAUAACGUUAUUCUUUCUAAAAAAAAAAAAAAAAUCAGAUAUAAUUGGGUAUACCUCAGUUACUAAAUCACCUAUCUAGCUCUACACAAAAUUUUUCAUUGCUAUUAUUAUUGCUAGCCAAUAUUUUGAAAGUUACUCCUGAAUAAAAUGUUACUUUUAAAGUAUAACCCUGAGAUACAGUGUUUUUGCUGCAAACCAUUCGCCUCGAUUUAGUGCAAAUAAUCUGGACAAGGCCUAAAAUAAUGGGGGGGGGGGGGGGGGGGCAGAGUCCCAACAUUGCUAUUAUACACUUAGAAAAUUGUUGGAAUAACAUGAUUUCUGUUAGCCUGCAUUCUCUGCAGGUUGCUAAGUCUAACUGUAUGUCAUUAUUCAGUGACGUAAAUCCUCGGCGAUUUACCAGAAAACCAUAAAUUUUCAGUGGAACAGGCGAAAAAUAUGAGGCAAAAAUCUGAACAGUUAAGAGGUAUCCGUCUAAGCAUCUCAAGAAUGUUCAGCUCAUGUGUGUUUUCCCCUUGCGUUGUUAGCGCCCUUUUUUUACUGCCACGAAACCGAAUGGUUCUAGUUUUACAAAAGGAAAUGUCAGUUUAAGUCACCUGUUAAACAUUUUUAUAGUUUCAUUCUACUAACGUAUAAAGUUUGAUUUUAUGAUGACAUACUACUCAGUAAGCUUUGAAGACACAUCUGGAUUGUAAAGCAGAAGCAGUCGGUGUCCACUCAUUUAGUAAAGUUCCCGGUAAUGUAAACAGGGCCUUCAUCCUAUUCCUCUACAUUUUAAGGCCAACGGGUAACAUAAUUGUAAUACUGUAAUCUUCAGCUGUGGGGUGAUCACGGCCAUUGCCGCCGCCGGGGUCGUGGAUAUAGGCUCCCCAACAGCAGUCAACCGCGUGCAGGCACCUGCCUGCGUUGCUGUGGCAGCGACGCGUCAACUUGUUACCUCCCUAUUCGGCUGGUAAACGAUAACGACGUACGUAGAUUGGGUUUACACUGGAGUCUGUGAAAUUGUGUUUCGACAUAUGUGAAAGACAGUAAACGGAAACAAGGAAGCCAGCUGUCAGAGUGCUUAGUAUUUGGAGCUGGGGUUCAGCGUAGAGCACAGAGUAGUCUACAGGAGACUAAUAACUUAUUUUAAUGAGUCGGGUUAAGAAAGCUGACAUCUGGCCAGUCUUACUCUAAAUGGUGUUGAAGUCCAAAGACAAGAGGGUUGGAAGUGUUCAGGAACGCUGCGAUCCUCCGUGUGGACUUUUAGGGUGGUUGUGCCGUAUGAAGACAAAACGAUGGCGGUAACCCCUCUGGAGGAAAUUGGAAACAUUUGGACUGAAUUUACGGCAGCUCUCCAGGCCUUUUACAGCAGGUAACUUGGCCUGUUAAAUGAAAACGAUGAAGAUGUGGGAUGGAAUAACAAGGCAUAGAAACAAAGAAGAAAAGGGAGCUCCUUGCUUUGAGAAACGUUAACUGUGACUUCAGGCACAGCUGUGGCCAGAAGCAGAAGGCAGCCAUUUAGCCCAUCAUGGCUGUGUGUCGGGCAUUGGAGAGGCCCACUACUCUGGCCCUCCUUAUUGGUUUCCAGUUUCUAUUUAUUGUCUACUUUUCUGUUGGAGGCUUUCCCAGCUUUUCCUCACUGUUUGGAUGGAAUGUUGGGCCCACAUUUGAUUAUUCAUUGACCCAUGAUGUGUAUACUAAUUUCACUGAGAUCCACAGAGUAAUGGAAAGACCUGAACACAAGGAUGUCCCUUCUUGUCCUGAGCGGUCACCUUUUCUUUUGGGUCCCUUGACAAUCGUCUUCAGCAGUGUUCCCAGCAUGGAUGAGGUACAACGUAGAAACCCUUUUGUUCUCCCUGGAGGCAUUUAUCAUCCCUCAAACUGUGACGCUCGCAGUAAGACUGCCGUUAUUGUGCCUUACCGUAACCGUGAGCCACAUCUCCGACACCUUCUCUACUUCUUGCACCCUUUCCUUCAACGACAGCAGCUACAUUAUGGCAUCUAUAUCAUUCAGCAGGCUGGAAACUCUACAUUUAAUCGUGCAAAGCUGCUGAAUGUUGGUGUGAAAGAGGCAUUAAAAGAUGAGGACUGGGACUGCCUUUUUCUUCACGAUGUUGACCUGAUCCCAGAGAAUGACUACAACAUGUAUGUCUGUGACCCCUGGAAUCCCAAGCAUGUCUCUGUGGCAAUGAAUAAGUUUGGAUACAGGCUUCCCUAUGCCCAGUAUUUUGGAGGAGUGUCUGCAGUGACACCAGAGCAGUACAUGAAGAUGAAUGGCUUUCCCAACCAGUAUUGGGGGUGGGGUGGUGAAGAUGAUGACAUUGCUGCAAGAGUAAGGAUUGCAGGGAUGAAGAUUGUUCGCCCAUCUUUGUCAGUAGGCCAUUACAAAAUGAUCAAGCAUAAAGGAGAUACAGGCAAUGAGGAAAAUCCUCACAGAUUUAACCUUCUGGUCCGGACCCGUCAGAUGUGGUCCCAAGAUGGUAUGAAUUCAGUUUCAUACACCAUGCUUUCCAAAGUAGUAGAAGCACUGUAUACCAACAUCACUGUGGAUAUUGGUACAGAUCCCAGAAAAGUAAACCACAGUCAAAAUGUAGCUCAGCAAAAACAGAUUGCGGAAUCUGCUGCAGGUGAGGUGGCUGAGAAUGGUCCAGCAAAAAGUGAACAAGGAGGACCAGAUGAGCUACCGGAUUUUAAGACCCCUGAUAUGAUGAACUGGGAAGAACUUCGAGAGAAAGCCCUAUCCUGGGAAACAGAGGAGUUAAAUUCUGUAGCUGUGGAAGACAAUUUGGCAAAAAACAAAGCGGAAACUGUCAUUGUUGCUAUUGCUACAAAUAAAUCUGUUUCUAAUACAGCUUUACCAAAGUCACCAGCCAGGCUGCAAAGUCAUUUGCUGAAAAAGGGUUUGCUAGUUACCCAAGCAGCUGCUGCUGCUGGCAAGUUUUUGGGUCCUGCACAAAGGAUGGAUUCAAGAAAUGUAGCCAUGCAGCAAAGCCUUUCCCAAGGAGGUGAAAGAGGCAUAAAGGUGCAGUCUGAGGCACUAAGGAAGGCUGAUUCUGCAAUACUGCAGAAGGAUGAAGAAAGUAGAACUAUUAUUGCCAGAUCCAGAAUUGAACAGAUCCAGCCUGUUAAGGAGGUACCUGUCAGGGAGGUGAAGCAAGAAUCACCUGCUGAGCAUAAAUCAGGAGAUGCAAAGGUCAGGGCUUCUGUGCUGAGAGACAACCAGGCUAAGGGAGGAGCAAUAUUACCACAAGGAACCAAUGAAAGAAGACAUGUUCUGAGUAGGGACAUUAAAAGAAAGCUUUUGUUGAACUCUUAAGAGCGAAGAACAACACAGUGGUUUGGGUAGAAAUCAGACAAAGAAAAUUAUUUGCAACACUAUGUAAUUGUUGCUUGAAGGUCUGCAGCAUUCGUCUUGGGGGAGUGGAGGUAAUAGUGCUCUGAACCCUUAUUUGUGCCGUCACAUUUGAAGGUGAGAGUAGUCUGUAGUCUCAUUUGGAGUCUUAUUUAUUCCAUAAGUAACACACUGUUGUUAUGUUGCUGCGCAGACUUUGUUGGAGCUUAUGUCAUAGUCUCUUUUGUCAGCUUCAUAGUUUAGAUGAAACACCAGUAAGUUUCACUGCCUUGCACUUAGUGAGUGCUAAGAUAGAUUCUGACUACUCUGUAACCCUGAAUUGGAUUAAGCAAGUAAUAUGGGGACUGUAUGAACUCAUUUUAGUGAACCAAGUUCUAACUUCACGAAGAUGGCAUUUUGUCCAUCACAGUAAUAUUAUAGUUCUGGGUAGUUUAUAAACUGGAUCUGCAGUAUGUGUAAGUGUAGCAGUCAUUUUAAAAAUAUCCCCUCCCCAGAAGCACUACAUUUUCAGUCUCUUUGUGCACACUGCUUACAGUUUUAGAACAUUAUUAUAUGCAAGUUGAUCUUGCUGUUAAUAGCUUGGAUUGAUAUGAAUGCUUUCUGUGCAGAGUGGUGUGGGGAUAGAACUGUUUACACCAUAUAUUUUUGUGAAAGUCAGAAGACAAAUUUUGCUGCUAUGCCUGUGGUCUUGUGUGACUUCUUGGUUAAUGAGAACUACAGAAUGAAAGUGUGCCACUAAGACCAGUUGUAUGUGCAAGAGUCAUCUCAUCAGCCCUUGCACAUGGAAUUCCUUUGUAUUGUGCUAUAGGCAUUUCUGUAGUAUUCUGCACAGGUGAUAUCACUGCUGCUGUCUCUGAGUUUCAACUGCAUUGUGUCAUAGUUCAUGAGCUGCUUUCUUUUAAGUAGGACAGUUGUAUUUGAUUGGUAGUAUUGAGGACAUAGCAGCAGCUGUUUCUUAAUGGUACGAUUAUUGUUACACUAAAAGAUUGUGUGUGAAUAUGUAUUAUAUGCACAAAAUGGGCUGAUUCUCAAGGUUUUUGUAAUCUGUAUUCAAACUCUGCUUUGAAUGUUGUUCCUGGUACACAGGUGGUACAUCCUUUGUAGCAACCCCCUGUUGUAUGUGUAAUUUAUUAGCUGGAAGUGUACCAGCUGUGUGCCAUUAGAAAUAUUGGUACCUUUAGCACAGCAGUACAGCACUGGCCCAGAGUCACUGUUAAUAUUAAACUGCUGAUCUGAAGGUGAUCACCAUUUACUUGAAAGAAAAUAAUGUGUCUGAGAUGGGGCUGUAUUUAAAAAUAAUGUGUUGUGGUAGCUGCUCAAAAAAGAAAUGUGGUCCUUUCAUACAUUAGUCUGUGAACCCUGGAUCAGAUCUUAUACAGAUGAGUUUAAUAUUGUUUUUUAUCUUCAUAACCUUAUGUUUGUCUCAAAGUUUCACAACAGCAAUUAUUAAUUACUUCCUGGCUCAAGCCCUCAAGACUCUCAGUAUACUUGUUUUUUUCACUAAUGCCUUUUUUAGUAUCACUGAAUUUCAAAAGUGACAGCAUGUGCCCUUAGUUUCUUCGAGCUCUUUCCAAAUCAAGGAGGAGUCAUUUCCUGCUUUUUUGUUCACCGUCACUAGUAGGUUAUAAAUAUUCAAUGUUUUCUUUUAGUUUGUAAUACUUAAGCUUCUGAUUAACAGCUUCACAAAAAUAUUUAUAUGCAAACUGUGACCAAGUGGCACAAAAUGUUCUUUUUGGGCUAGAGAUAAAACCUUGUAUCUAGUGUAUGCACACAGCCAGAUAUUUUUUUGUGAAUUUACAUUUUCUUUGUGCCUCAUGGUUCAUAGAUAAGUUCUAAGGCUAGCUGCCCUUGAGGGCCAUUUUAAGCCUAGCCAAUUUCCCUUUGUGCUCAAAUUAACCUAUCCCAUUUGUUUAGAGAUUGGCCUUAUCCAUCCCAUGGUCGAUAAUUAUGUAUUUUUCCUAAUGAGAGUAACUGGGAUCAGACCAUAGAUAAUUUAAAGGGACACGUGCAUUUGAUAAAGGAUUUAGAAGGUGCCUGUAUCCAUUAGUAGUACAGGGGGCAGUCCUGGAGUAUAUUUUCUGUUCCCUAUCCAUAGAUAUAAGUUGCGCUUGAAUAUAGACAGGGAUGAACUUUGCUUUGUGUGGAUAAAGAAUCUAGUCCAGAACAGUGGUAUCCUUGCAAGAUGUACCCGUCCCUCAAACCAUUCUGUUGAUGUUGCAGAAGAGGUUUGUAUCUGUAGACCGAGUAUUUCUUACUUGCUGACAUGCAGUAAAUCCAUCAGUAAUGGGUCAAAGAAUGCCUUGUAUGUCAGACACAGAAUUACUUCUUCGCAGUCUGUAGGAUACCGAGUAUAGUGAGAUGUCUUUUUAGCAUAUUCAUGCAUUAAAAAUCAUGUUGCAAUCUUGUCAGUUUGCUUGCUCUUGCUAUCCACAUUUUACUUCACAGCCGUUAGUGUUCAUAAAAAGUACUGUGCAUGUGAGACCACCAUGGUAUAAUCUUUCAUCUGUAUGAAUUCCAAGUAUACUAAGAAAGUUCACUUCAGAACUUUACUGACAAGGCCGUGCCUUUGUGGUAUAGAAUUCUGCCUGAUAGCAAUGACGUAAUCUAGAAGACUAGAAAUACAGGCAUUCAUUUUCAACAAGCCGUAUAGCUUCUCAACAACACAGUUUCUUUAAAAGCCAGUUCCAAUUUUGUGACAGAUGUUAUUUCUCUUCCAUACUUAGUGUUUCCUAAAAACAGAAGAAUAAGGGGAAAAAGAUGGACAGUGUGCUAGGCAUCUUAGCACUUUAGAUUUUCUAUCGGGGCAGUUAUUUUUACUUAAAUCAAGCAGGACUUGUCCCAUCAUGAAACAGAUCUUUAUCCCAGGUAGUUCAGCAGUUGCAUAUUUCCUGAUAAGACAUUAUCAUCAAUGCCCAUUUUCUACAUUGGGUCAGGGUGUUGCAUCAGCUGUUGCCAUCUCUCUCAAUUCAUUGCCGUUUUCAUGCCUUCUUCAAAAUUCAUGCCUAACUGCCACAGAUCUUCUCUCACACAAUGAAGCCAUCUCUUUGGUGGAAACCCUUGUUUCCUCUUGCCUGCUUCCUGUCUGUCCCAAAUCCUCUUCUGCUUUCCUGCAAAUGCGGCUGAACCAUCGUAGUGUGUUCUCUUUGACCUUUCAAAGACAAUGUGACAAUUCCCUUGAGGGAUGUUUAUGCCUUAUUACCUUAGAUUAUUGUGUGCUUCUCAAAUUUUCUUCAAAAAUGUUUUAAGUUGUAAGAUUUUUAAAGUAAUUAUUUGGGAAGGAAUGAACAACUUUAUUAAACAUGAUCAACCAAAUUGUGUUUCUGGACAUAAAGGGUUUUGUCUGAGCUAUUCUGAAUUGACUACUUUGAUGUUUUCCACCUCCUUGACUAUGUUUUGGGCACUGCUACAGUAUGUUACUGAUUGUUGCAGUACUCCUUGAAGCACAGUAGCAUAGCUGAGUGAGAUACUUUGCUCAAUGAUUUAUCUUUUAGAGGAUUGCAGCACGUGCACCCCCCCCCCCAAAAAAAAAAAAAUUCUGUACAAAUCUCUCACUAGUGCAUAACUUGAUUUGUGUUCUCAUCUGUGCAACCCUUCUAAAAAAAGGAGCUUUGCUACAAGAAAUGCAGCAGCAUGAAUCUGAAGAGUGUCUGGUGUGCAAGACUGACAAAAGUUCUGGAUCAGAGCUGUGGAUGCUUGAGGAAAAAUUUGAGACCAAAAGAGGAAAUAAUACCCGCGUUACUGACUACUGCAUUACGCUUUCAGAACACCAUUAAAAUGGAUAUGCACAAUUAUACUAAUGAUGUUUCAAAUUAUACAGUUACCUUCAAGUGAUACGACAUUGAAAGAAACACCAUGCAGCUUGAGGGUUGGGACAUAUUGCUUGUUUUUUGAAGGAGUAUAGCUCCCCCUAUAAUUCUCUACUUGUACAGUUUUAAACAGCUCUCAGAGAUUGCUGCCUUUUGUAAUCUCAGACUAAAAGGUUUGCUUUUAGCAAAAAUGCCAUUUUAAUACUGUUAAAAGUUGUUUCUGAAACUACAAAUUCAGUGAAUUGUGUAUCAAAUUGUAAUAUUGUUUUCAACCUUCGAAACUAGGUUUUUGAUGUAAAUUACUGUUUUGCAGUUUAACCUCUUUUAAUGAAAACUUAGUCUUGUAUUACUGAGGUAAAACGGUAGAGUGUGUGUGUGUGUGUGUUUAAUAUGUAUAAAUAUAUGCACGCACACACAGGCCAUGUAGUACGUGUUUACCUGUAUAGUAUGCAUAUGUGUUUGAAGGAAUUACACUGAGUUUAAUCCCAAACUGUCUGCUGGCGGGUUCCAGCACUGGUAGUAGUAAGCAAGAGGUAGAGGGAAAGUCAUUAAAUAGAAAUACUGCUGAUAUUAUCAGUAAAGUAAAAGGGAGGAAGUGAACUUGGGAUUCUUUUUUCCCACCUUUUUAUUUUUUAACAGCACACACA